Monopterus albus (swamp eel) is the source of this 3097-nucleotide messenger RNA. It is a transcript of the gene entpd6, whose product is annotated as ectonucleoside triphosphate diphosphohydrolase 6. The record is from RefSeq and is a predicted model, not a curated record. Bases 304 to 1635 code for a protein of 443 amino acids. Gene Ontology annotation, molecular function: hydrolase activity. The transcript has 14 exons. NCBI's taxonomy places the organism in Eukaryota, Metazoa, Chordata, Actinopteri, Synbranchiformes, Synbranchidae. Gene Ontology annotation, cellular component: Golgi apparatus.
UAACACUUUGAAUACAAGGUUUUUACUGAAACAUUUUGUCCAACUGUUAUUUGGUUAUAAGUUAUAUAGAAUUGUUAAAGAUCAAGGUCUACAUCAAAUUUAAUUUAUAAAGGCGUUUUUAAUUUGUUGUAAAUCGUAGUUGGGAUGUGCGUCUCUGUCGUCAUCAAGCGGCGCCAUGUUAGAAGUUAUCAUCUUGGAGCAGAAUGAGGAGAAAAGUGAAUAAAGUGUUGAAAUAGCGAGUAUAUUGAGGCAGCUGAUGACGGUUUCUGCUCGGCUGCAGCUCUCCACACAGAAUGAGUCGUGAUGAGGAGACCAAAGCUAGUUGGAGUUUUGCUCUUCGUGGGCUGCCUGCUCGCCUACCUGCUGGUGGUGAGGCGCCACUGCUUCGCUCCAGAGCCUUACGUCUACCAACUGCCUCCUCACCGCCAACCCGGCUCAGACCAGAGCGCAGAUGGUGACAGGCUGGUAGAUGCCUCUGCUGCUGGACCGAGCUUCCAGUAUGGCAUCAUGUUCGAUGCUGGGAGCACUGGGACCAGAAUCCACAUCUUCAAGUUCCAAUUAGAGAACAAAGGAGCUCCCAGACUGGUCCACGAGACCUUCAGGGCCAUCAAACCUGGACUGUCUGCUUACGCCGAUGAUCCAGAGAAGUGUAUAUCAGGGGUCAUGGAGCUGUUGGAGGUGGCAAAGUCCAGCAUCCCUCCCUCCAUGUGGAGCAUGACCCCUGUGGUCCUGAAGGCCACAGCCGGCCUCCGACUACUGCCUGGAGAGAAGGCCAACCACCUGCUGGACAGGGUGAGGGCAGUGUUUCUGGGGUCUCCCUUUCUGUCCCAAAACGACAGCGUGUCCAUCAUGGACGGCACUGAUGAAGGUAUAUCUGGUUGGAUCACUGUCAACUUCCUCACUGGUGGGCUUCACAGUGCUGGCUCACCCACGGUGGGGAUGCUGGAUUUGGGUGGAGGGUCGACUCAGAUCACGUUCAGUCCUCAGGAUGAGAAAACCAUCCAGACCUCACCCAUUGACUACAUCCGCUCCUUCCAGAUGUUCAACCGCACACACACUGUCUACACUCACAGUUAUCUGGGUCUGGGUCUGAUGUCAGCUCGACUCGCCGUCUUAGGAGGCGUCGACGCUUCGCCCUUAGGGGGCAGCACUGAGCUGGUCAGUCCCUGCCUCACUCCACAGUACUCAGGCAGGUGGGAGUAUGCUGACACCGUGUACACCGUGAAGGGACAGAAGGCAGGGGAGCCAGUUUACGAGGCCUGCCUGACCAAGGUGGAGAAGGUUCUAUACAGGAAGGUGACAAAGGCGUCCGAGGCAGCGGACAUGGACUUCUAUGCCUUCUCCUACUACUAUGACCGAGCCGUCGACCUCGGAGUCAUAGAGGAGAAAAGCGGAGGAACCAUCAAAGUGGCUGAUUACAUCGACGCAGCAAAAAGAGUUUGCAGUGACCUGUCCGUCAGUCCUCUGCAGAAUCCGUUCCUCUGUCUGGACCUAGUCUACAUCUCCGUCCUGCUGCAGGAGCUCGGCUUCCCCCCCCACAAACAGUUCAAGCUGACGAGGACGAUCAACCAGGUGGAAACCAGUUGGGCUCUGGGAGCAACUUUCCAUUACAUUGAGUCCUUGAAGAGACACUGAAGCCAGACCUGCUGCAGUUUUUAUUCUGGAAAGGUCAUGAAUGUUCUGCAAUUCGAAGGGACUCAUGGGCCGUCCGUCGUCUUCACCUGGCACCGCCGCCCAAUAGCAGGUGGGCUCAGCGGCGCCUAUCAGGCGUCACCCUGACCUGAUCUGAACCCAGAUACGUUGGUUCAUACUGAAGCUUCAAAGGACAAGUUGAGGUUUGUCUUGUUUUUCUGAACAAAGCAAGCUGGUGCAGACACUCCACACACAAACACUCGCAGGAACCAGAACCGACAGCUGAACCUUCAGGAGCCCUAAUCUCCUGGAAUAUUUAAACACUAGCAUCACUAUUUAACCUUGUUUUAUAUAUUUUCAGUGUUGGGAUUAAAUCGGUGUUUUAUGUGAAUUUUAUGAAGGUUGGUUAUAGAAAGCUUUGGCUUUGGGUUGGAUUCUGUUAACUAUUUAAAUUGUUUUUCUUCAGAUGUUGCUCUGAAACAUCCAGAGAGACAGGCUUUCUAACUUUUUUUUUUUUUUUACAGUUUAUUUAUCCAGCUGUUUAAUAAGUUUUAAUUUUCCCUGAGACAGUCACAUUUGAAAGAUAUCAGUCUAUAAAAUAUUGUCAUCAGCCUAAAAAGAAACGUGGCCUGGUCUGCACCCAGCUGUCACGUCGACAUCAGUGGUAUAAACAUGUCACUAUACCUGAGAUCUGGUGCAUGAUAACAGCCUACUGAGCCAACUAGGAGGUGGAGGAGGCAGUGGUGGAACUAACUUGACUUAGCUAAAAGUAUUAUCAAGAUCUCAAAGUAUCAGAAGGAAAGUGCCAAUAUGAAGUCCUGCAAACAAACUACAGAUGUAAAUGUACUUAAGAGUACUGAUAAGUGAUCGAUGUAUUUCAUGAUUGUUGAUGUGAAGCAGCAUUUAAAUGUUGGAGCUGGUGGAGGUUUCAGUACUUGACUACAGGUAAAUGUGAGGGCUGAGAUAGUUGAUGGGACACAAAAGAGUUUUUAUUUUUGUACUUCUCUGUUUUCUCAAACUUUUGCUUAGAUCUUGUUUUCUGUGUUAGAUUUCAUAUGAACCAGGUUUCCAGUGAAACCAGUACACCCCGACACUGGGUUCAUGUCUCUGACCUCAUGCAAGUCUGAUCAUUUGUACUGUGAAGGAGCUCCUGUUGUGCCAGUUGUGGGGCAGCUCUCUGUAUGUGCACGGUACAGUCUGCAGUUAACAGGUGUGAAUGUGAACUCCUGUAAACGUAGCGCAGCUAAAGACCAAUUCACUGAGUCUGAAAAGACCCUCUGAGACUUGCACCUCAACAUCAGGCUGGAUGCAAACUGCCUGGCAGACAGAAAGGUGUAAAAUCUGGCUUUAUGAUUAUUUUACACCAAGAUGUUUUGUUCAUACCAGAGAAAUUCUAUACUCACCUGUUUCAUGGUGUUUGUGAAUGUAAGGGGAGAAUGCAGCAAUAAAACAUGUAAAACUACUA